UGUGGGCGGGCCCCGCUAAAGAAGAGAGCGAGCGAAACACGACACUCCGAGGACGGAGAGAGGCACGGGGGGGGAGGAGAGAGUGAGCGCCGAGUGGUGCGAGAGUGAGUGGAAGACUGAAAAAGUCCGUGAAGAAAUAGAGGUUCCUUUUUAACAUUAAUUUCUGUCAGAGAAGAAACGCGGCGGAGAGAUGUCAAACAGCGACGAAGAUGCGGUUGAGACGGAGUAAACAGCUACCGGACAGUUAGCGAAAGAAGUUGUUGGAAGACGAGAGAAGAGGGAGAGCGACGCUUUUCGCUUGGCUCGAGGGACGGUUGACCGUUUUUCUUGAGCAACUUGAGUAGAUUUGAGCUUUGCGAGUUACGGGACCAGAGGAUCGACGAGGUGCGGGCAUAAAGCAAGCCCUUCGGUAGAGAGCUGGUGGAGGACCGCACCGACAGAGACAGAGAGAGGGGGGAGAGAAGCGUGACGGCGGCGGCUUGAAGAGAAGAGAGAGCCGCUGGAGCUGAAGCUGUAAAAGUUUGCCUCGUAUCUUCGGCUGGUUCUUCACAGAUUGGGAAGCAGAGCGGGAGGAAGAGGCCGAGUGACUGACUUUCUUUCCACAAGCAGCUUCGUGGAAUUUUUCCAGUUUAGCAAACUUUAGCUGUGCUGCCGAGCUAAAGCGGAAAGAAUGAAAACACCUGGAGAUACUGGGUUCGCCUUCCCAGAAUGGGCUUACAAGCCUGAGUCAAGCCCCGGUUCCAGACAGAUCCAGCUGUGGCACUUCAUCCUGGAGCUGCUCAGGAAAGAGGAGUAUCAUGAUGUCAUCGCCUGGCAGGGUGACUAUGGCGAGUUUGUCAUCAAGGAUCCAGAUGAAGUGGCUCGACUCUGGGGGGCCAGGAAGUGUAAACCCCAAAUGAACUACGAUAAGCUGAGCAGAGCUCUGAGAUAUUACUACAACAAGAGGAUCCUUCAUAAGACCAAAGGAAAAAGGUUCACCUACAAGUUUAACUUCAACAAACUGGUUUUGGUCAACUACCCGUUCAUCGACAUGGGCUCCACUGGAAGCAGUGUUCCUCAGAGCGCCCCUCCUGUCCCCACCGGUGCAGGAACCCACUUCCGCUUCCCUCCUUCCACACCCUCUGAAGUCCUCUCCCCUAAUGAGGACCUGCGCAGCCCCGGGGGCAUGUUCAGCUCGGUGGCCCGACGAAUGGCCCGCGGCUCCGUCAGUGACUGCAGCGACGGCACCUCUGCCAAUUCUGAGAUUGAGGAGGGUAACACAGGAGCAGGAGAGGAGAGGGGGGAGAGAGGUGUGAGUGUAGGAGGAGGAGGAGGAGGACCUGGUGGUGGUGGAGGAGGCUACCGGAGCAUCAUCCACCCCCGUUUGUCUACUCAUGAAGCUCUGUUCCGCAUGUACGGAGGGCCAGGUAACCCAGGUGGCCAUCCAGGCUCACGUGGACCCGCAGCACACCGCAUCCACCCAGAGCCCCUGUCUCCCUUCCCCGCGUCCCCUCUGCCAGGCCCAGGAGGAGCAAGCCUCCUAGCCCCACCUCUGUCUCCGGCUCUCUCCAUGACCCCCACAUCUCACCUUCCCUACACUCCCUCACCCACCCUGUCGCCCAUGUUAGGCUCACACUUCUCUUUUAACCCAGAGGACAUGAAGCGCUACCUGCAGGCCCACACUCAGUCAGUGUACAACUAUGGCCUCAGUCCCAGAGCUUUCCUCCAAUACCCCAACAUUGUCAUCCCGCAGCCCCAUCGGCCCGACAAGGCUGGUCUGACAGAGAGAGGAGUGGCCGAGAGAGCAGAAAGAGCCACGACUGCAGGGGGAGGUGAAAGGGGAGAACGGCACCACCACCCACCUCUGGGUCACGCCACCCACCAUCAUCCGCAUCCCCCUCCUCACUCUGCCCACCCUCACCCCCAUUCCCACCCCAUGCAUCAUCCACUUCACCUUGGUGAGGAGCCCCCGCACAUGUCCCCCUUCAAGUUCAAGCUGCAGCCGCCUCCCCUGGGCAGGAAGCAGAGGGAAGGGCAGAGCCAGAGUAAACCCAGACAGAGCUCACUGUCCUCAGGUUCAGGAUCCGGUUCCAUGUCCUCUACCUCUGGCCUGGGCUCCUCGCUGUCAUUUGGCAGUGACCUGAGCUCAGCCAGUGGCUCAGGGCUGAUCUCCGCCUCCUCCUCAACGCAGUCUCUUAACAGUGCGGGACUUCCCAAGAUAAAGGUGGAGCCCAUCUCUGACAUAGACUCAGAGGAGGAAGUGGAGGUGACUGACAUUAGUGAUGAAGAUCCAGAUGAAAGAGAUGAGGAGUUUGAGCUGUUCGCCCCUCGCCACCCCAGAGCCUCUGACCACCACCACCUUGCUAACGGCUCAGCCCGGACCCAGCAUCAACCCCAUACCGAUGAGGACCUGGACGAGGACGUCUUCAAAGCCCCCGCUCCUCCUCCACCUGGCCUGAUGCCUUUCUUCACCUCGCAGCACACACUCUCCAGCGUUCAUCGCAUGCUACCCACCCUCAAGAGCGAACCCAUCGAGCCCGGGGAGAGUAACACGCCCCCGUCUCAGCCGCCCGUGGCGGGAGCUCCCCAGACAAAGUGCAUUCCCCUCAAGCUGCGCUUCAAGAGGCGCUGGAGCGAAGACCAGCGCAUGGAGGCUUCGCAGGAGGAGUCGGAUGAUAAAAAAGUACGACCAGAGGAGGAGAGGGAACGAGAGAUGCAAAGUAAUGGACAGAUGGAGAUUGAGGAGGAUGGGAUGGGCAGCGGAGAUGGGGACAGUCCUCCUAUGUUGGCGUAUGAAGGCUCUUUAGCAACACCUCUGGCCUCACACAGGAGGGCGACUGCUGAGCUGCAUCGUGCCACUGCACAGCUGUCGCUAGAGAAUAAAGACUGCUGAUGAGAGCCUCGGUCCAAACACUACUGCUCCGGCAGGGCAGGAGGUGGUACAGGAGUAUGUAAAUGGUUCCUCUGCAAUCUCUCUCCCACACUGACAAACUGAGAGUACAGUUCAACAUACACAUGAAAGUAACACCUCAAAGACAGCACAACACCUUCUCAUGUCAGGGCACCAAAUAUGGCCACUUUGUCAGCUGCCAGUGUCAUCGACGAGUACGCGCGAGGUCUCCUUUGGUGUCCGUGUUAUAGUGUUGAAUGCCGAAAGUGUGACAACGUUGUUGUUUUUUUAGUUUGUGUUUAUUUUUAGUCAUUGUGUAACACACAGACAGUGUAAGCAGUACAUAGAAAGUUCACAGUAGUGACUGAACCGGCUCAGACACAAGCAUGUAUUGCAGUAAAGCUGCACUACCCUCCAAAAAGAAGGCGACAUUUGUAACCCUCAGAAAUAUCAUUUUAGAUCAUUUGUUUGAAAACCAAAAGCAAAUUAUAAUUUAAAAAAAAAUUGAUGUCAGCAUUAUUCCAACAGCAGCAAUGCACCAUUAUUCCUGCAGUGAAAAUAUAAAUACCUCUUAAAUCGAGUUUGAUCUUUACUUUGAAAAACACCCUUGUGCACAGGCUCAGAGUGACUGUGAUUUUGCUUGUUUGUAUUUUUUCCGGUACAAGACUGAGAGGCGAGUGGUCGCGGUGAGGGGAAAGUACAAGAUUCUCUACGUCCUGUCCUGUUUGGUUGCUGUCUGCUUCAUUUUCAGUUGCUGUUUGUUUAGGUUUAGGCACCAAAACUACUUGCAGAAAUGGGGUUAGGCACCAAUGCCAAAGGACACCUUGUGAGUAUCUCUGCAAUGCAAGCAGCUCUAAUUUUUCUUAAAAAGGCCACUAUUUGAAACCCUGGACCAACCAACUCUUGCCUGUUGCUGUGGCAGACCUAAAUCUGGAUCCUCUAUCUAUCAGUCCUCUCUCUGGAUCAGGGCUCUUCUUGGACACAUCAUUGUGUAGGAAGGACUCACUCAGACUCAGCCACACCAGGCACAGUGACUGUAACUGGGCUGAAGUCAUCAAGUUCACCUCCUACCAGAUGCCCUGCCCCGGUAGCACAGCUCUCCUACCUUCAGACCCCCAUCAGUAGGAUCAGCAGCCAGUCAGCACCUUCCUCAGGGGACACACACACACACACAUAUACAUACACACACUCCCUAAUGACGAUCCAGGAUGAUGAUGUGCACACCCAUGCCACUUUUUUUCUACAAGCCGACGGGACUUUAAGUGCCUGUAUCUAAAACCUUGCAUCACUGGAGGGAAAGUGUGAGGGGAGGAGGGCUGCUCCAAGUAAUCAUGAAACCCCUGUGAACAUAUUAGUUGGAUAAAAAGGAAAAAGUCUCUAAGACUAAUACAGGCAGGGGCUGCUGGGUGUUGUCUGACUGACUCUUAAAACUGGCCCACUCCACUCAGGGAAGCCUAUUGCUGUAUGUUUAUUGGAUUCAUGCACACAAACACACACAAGCAAAAAAAAAAAAAGAAAAGGCCAACAGUGAAUGGGACUUGGUGGACUAAAAAGUGUUCAC
Messenger RNA from Archocentrus centrarchus (flier cichlid), 4430 nucleotides. RefSeq names its product Ets2 repressor factor like 3 (gene erfl3). The transcript has 5 exons. Gene Ontology annotation, cellular component: nucleus. Lineage: Eukaryota; Metazoa; Chordata; Actinopteri; Cichliformes; Cichlidae. The record is from RefSeq and is a predicted model, not a curated record. The coding region runs from base 671 to 2872 and encodes 733 amino acids. Gene Ontology annotation, molecular function: DNA-binding transcription factor activity, RNA polymerase II-specific; sequence-specific DNA binding. Gene Ontology annotation, biological process: cell differentiation; regulation of transcription by RNA polymerase II.